ACAUAUAGGCAGAUAGUAAUAAGAAAAGGUAGAUAGAUUCGUUGAUUAUUAUGACAUCUAGGGAGCUCGAGCGAAAAUAAACCUCUCCUCCCUUAUCCCUUCCGUCCAAGCUCCCCCGGCUGCAGGGAGGCGGUGCGCCCACUGUGAAAGCCAAUGUUGUUAACAUGCCACGUACUGGAUCAAUACAGGAUUGAUUUUUCGUGAUGGUUCCUUCCGAGUGUCGCUGUUAACCACUUUUGUUUGAAAUUUGAACAGACAUUGGUAUGUCCCAGGUUGCUUCCUUUCAUUUUCUUUUAAUAUCCUUUCUCCAAGGAGCCUCCACGUUUUUUAAUUGCGCCGUAACAAGCGUCAGGGAGGCAAGCCCGUGAAUGUGACAGCGGCGAGUCUAGUCGGGGUCCGUGAAUAGGACAUCGUCCUACGAGAACUGAACAACUCCGUUUUGGCUUCCUCUUUCGGCCAUGAAAACAUGAAUUUUUCAUUACUUUAAAAGCAAGUGAUUAAUUACAUUUCAACUGUUGAUGUGACCUCUUAAUAUAACGAUUACGCUUAGUUUUUAGUGUUUUUAGCAAAUAUGUAAAACUGUGUUUAAUUUCGUUACUGUUUUAACUGUUAAAUUGUGUGUUGUGUUCGGAAGCGAAUGUCAAGCGCAAGCCAUAGAAUUGUGCUUUUAAUUUGUGCAGUGUUUACAAAUAUUGUGAUAAUUACUGUGAAAUACAAAAUUUUAACCACAGAUCUCUGCCAGUAUGGAAUGCAAUGCAAUGCUCUUUAGUCAAUAAAGGAAGGAGAGAUGUCCACGACAGUGAACGCAUCUGCCGAUCAAAAUCGGAAUCUUCCUACCUACCAAGUGCCUAAUAGUAGGGACACAAUGAAUGCGGUAGAAACAUCUGCCGUUGCUGUGAGGAAUAAAAUCAAAUCACCGCACAGAGCGGAGAGUGAUGGAGGCAGAGCUGGCCUCUUUCACUUCCUCCCUUCGACUGUGAUAACCAGCUCAUUAACUUGUAGUGGAGAUCCGUCCUACACGCUACAGGGCUUGAAAGCAAAAGCUGUCGGUUCAACUGAUAGCGAUUGUUGCGAUGAAAAAAGAAUGAUGAGGCAAGAAGCCUUGACCCUAGGAUCGGUUGACAUUGGUGCUCAGGAUAAGUCUUCUACUACUAAUAAUUGUUCUACUAUUAAUGAUAAGCAUAGGAUUAAGUCCGUUGAUACUACUAGUUGUAAUGCUAAUAAUGUGACGACGAACAAUGCGGAAAACAUUCCUUCAAAUGAGUGGAUAGCAAUUUUAAAUACCACGACAAAGCCUUAUUCCUCAGGUGAUUUACUUCAGGGUAACUCUAAGCUAAAUCACCGCUUAACGAAUUCCCCGUUAAACUCCUUUCAAGACUGUGAUGUUAUUCGAGACUACCACUUGAGGUGGAACAUCCUGCCAACUUGUCGAUUGGUGGGUGGUGGGGAGAGUUCGCUUGCUUCAGCAACCUCCACCAACUCGGGCUGGGGAACGAACAACAACAACUCAGGAUCGAGCGCCCCACCAAGUGGAUGGAGUGCACCGACCAAUGCUGCUCAGCCACCACCAACAUCGACUGCUUCAGGACCUCCUGCCAACUGGAAUAGCAGCAACAGCAAUUCCCCCAACUCAUCCUCGCAAUCUCAGUCACAAAACCGUCAGCCACCGGCAAAUAAUGCUAGUCAAGGAACCAAUAAUCUGCAAAACAAUGCUUCUAAAGCAAACCCAGCGAUGAGUACCAGUAGCAACAAUCAGCGCCAGUCAACUAGCCAGCCACCUCCGGCCACUUCUCAAGCCAAUAGUACCACAUCUUGGGCACAGGCUGCUGGCAAGAACCUUCCCAACGCACCACCUACCACAACUCCUGCACCACCCAUGACUUCAACAGCAUCGACCACCAACAACAACUCGACGAAGCAACAGUUGGAGCAGCUCAACUCUAUGCGUGAAGCCCUCUUCAGUCAGGAUGGUUGGGGAGGACAACAUGUGAACCAAGACAGUGGUUGGGAUGUCUCCCCUUCACCAGAACCAGUUGCUAAAGAUCAAACCGGUGCAACAGUACCUGCAUGGAAGCCAAAUAUAAAUAAUGGAACUGAGCUUUGGGAAGCCAACUUGCGCAGUGGCGGUCAGCCUGCAGCUCCACCGCAACCCAAAACACCAUGGGGCCAUACUCCCACGACUAAUAUUGGUGGCACGUGGGGCGAAGAUGAUGAUGUCAGUAGCGAAGCGACCAAUGUCUGGACUGGAGUUCCUCCAAACAAUCAACCGCAAUGGACAGGCGGCCCCAACAAUCCCAUGUGGCCAGGUGGAGACAAAAAAGGUAGUGAGUGGGGUGGAAACAAUGCCGGUUGGCCGUAUGACCCCUCCCGCGGUCUUGCUCCAAAAGUUGAUCCAAGAGAUCAACAUCGUAUGGCUGUAGCUGAUCACAGAGGCAUUGGUGCUGAUGAUAGAAUUGGUUUGAUGAGAGGAGAUCCUCGUGGAAUAAGUGGGCGCCUGAAUGGAGCUGGUGGUGCUGAUCCUGCUAUGUGGGGUCCUGCUCCUCCGCCACAACAACCACCAGCCCCCCAUCAUCCCCCGCCUGGACCACCUCCUGGACCUGGUCAACCACCCAACAAAAUUUUACCACCAGCUCUAGCUGGUGUAAACCAUUGGACUGGUCCCAACUCUAAUGAUAUGAACAUGGCCGCUGGUGGAGGAAAACCCAAUGGCUGGGACGAACCCUCUCCACCUGCUCAAAGACGGAACAUGCCAAACAUGCCUGGUUAUGACGACGGUACAGCUCUAUGGGGAAAUCAAGGUAACAAUAAAGUCACUCAUUGGAAAGAAAUGCCAAAUCCUAAUAUGGCUCAUGGAAUGCCCGGCCCUGCCAUCCCUCAAAAUAGAAUGCCUGGAAAUGUUACCAACAUGAAGCCUGAUCCGUCUUCUUGGGGUCACCCGACUAGAAACGGAGGAUGGGGCGAUGGAUCUGCUAACCCUGGAAGUGGCCCAGACUCAAGCGUGCCUUGGGGUGAUGACAAAAUUGCGGGUAACUGGAACGAGCCACCGAUACCAUCUGGUUGGGCUGGUACGGCUCCGCCGAAGAAUGCACCCGGACCGUGGAUUGAUGGUGAUGUUGACCCAUCAAAUUGGGGCCAUCCUCCCAAGCAGGGUCCAAAGCCGUUGACUAAAGAUAUCAUUUGGUCUAGCAAGCAGUUCAGAAUUCUUGCUGAUAUGGGUUUCAAGAAAGAUGAUAUUGAAAACGCAUUGCGUGUCAGCAACAUGGUUCUGGAAGAUGCUCUAGAAAUGCUGAACCCAGCGCGAAAUGUGGGAGGUGCUAAUGCUCCUGAUCUCUGGCGUCCCGACGCUGCCGCUCCAUUUGACCCAACGCAAUUCCCUCCCUCUCAGCCUCGCUUUCCGCAGCAGAUGCCUUUCGCUCCUCCGACUGGUGUCGCUCCGUCGGUUCCCCCACCUCCCCAUCAGAAGUUGCUCUCUCAGCCACCGCCAUCCACAGCCGGUCAGCAACCACCACAUUUCAAUCAAUCUUCAAGAGGAGGGAACUCGAGCUAUCAACCGACUCCUCAGCAGCUUCGUGUUUUGGUUCAGCAAAUCACAAUGGCAGUUCAAGCUGGGUAUCUUAAUCAGCAGAUAUUGAAUCAGCCCUUGGCUCCUCAGACUCUUCUCCUUUUAAAUCAGUUACUUCAACAUAUCAAGUCGCUUCAACAACUUAUCCAGCAGAGAAAUCUACAUGCCAGCAGCAACCCUCUUGGGAAGAGCAACAACUCAGCAUUCAUGCACCUUACAGCUCAAAUCACCAAAACCAAGAAACAUAUCGCCGGGCUUCAGAACGACAUAGUAAUUCAGCAAGCGCAGUAUAUCAAAAACCAGAUACCAUCACAGCAGCAUCAGCAGCAACACCACCUUGCAUCAGGCAAUAAUCAGUCACAAGGUAAUGCAGGUGGUGGAGGUAGCAAUGAUUUCUUCAACAAGAAUCAAGCACAGGAUCUCUUGGCAGCUCUUCAAACCAAUUUCACAGACUUGAACAUUAAUAAAGAACCAUUGUCAAGUGGAGCAGGUUUCCAACACCAGCAAUCACGUUUGAAUCAAUGGAAGUUACCAUCUCUGGACAAGGAGGGUGAAGUCGGUGAAGACUUCAGCCGUGCCCCAGGAACCACCUCUAAAUCUGGAGGCUCUACGUCUCCCACACUAAAUCCUCUGCUGGGCCCAGACGGGCCUUGGUCAUCAAGUGUUUCGAAUGCAAACAGCACUGGUUGGCCCGAUUCUGAGAAAGACUGGCCUUCAUCACAGGCCAACUCCUCAUCUGCGUUUACUGACCUUGUGCCUGAGUUUGAGCCUGGAAAACCGUGGAAAGGCAGUGUAUUGAAAAGUAUUGAAGAUGACCCUAGCAUCACCCCUGGAUCAGUCGUACGAUCUCCCCUCAGCCUGGCCUCAAUCAAAGACUCAGAAAUAUUUAGCUCUAGUAAGACUUCGCCAAACAGCACCAACAACUCCGCCUCUGACAACUUACCUCUACCUCCGCUGUCUCUGUCGUCAUCAACUUGGAGCUUCAAUCCCUCUUCAACUGCACCUUCUUCUUUUACUGGACCUCUUGCCAAAUUGGGCACUACUGGUAAAACAACCAGUUGGGGAGAUGCUCAGCCACCAACUGUAGUUACAAGCGAACUGUGGGGCGCACCGAAAUCACGCGGUCCUCCCCCAGGUCUCUCCUCCAAGACUGGCUCUGCUCAAAACUCAGGUUCAAGUAGCAAUGGCUGGACUGCUGGCUCCAAUUGGAGUAGUGGCGCUCAUUCCGGCUCAUCCUCUCAGUGGCCAUCAUCUUCAUCAUGGCUUUUACUCCGAAAUUUGACUGCUCAGAUUCCAGGAAACGGGGAAAACGGUUCUAACGAAAGAUUUGAAUUACAGAUCGAUGGUUCAACAUUAAAAACGCUUUGUUGUCAACACGGUCCUCUGCAAAACUUCCAUUUGUACCUGAAACAUGGGAUUGCCCUUGCUAAAUACUCAACAAAAGAAGAGGCUGUGAAGGCUCAAGGUGCUUUGAACAAUUGCGUGUUAGGGAACACGACAAUAUUCGCAGAAUCUCCGGCCGAGUCAGAAGUGCAUUCAUUACUUCAACACCUCGGCCAGCAAGGAGGGUCCAACAGUGGCUGGAACCGUCCUACGGGGGGAGCCCCGAAACCUGCAGGUACAACUGAUACUUGGAGCUCGGGUUGGCCGUCAAACUCACCUUCAAGUAGCUUGUGGGGUGCUCCUCCUUUGGACGAGCAUCGCUCAACCCCAUCUUUGAAUUCUUUCUUACCUGGUGAUCUUUUGGGUGGUGAAUCAAUGUAAGCAGCCAAGUAUCUGCUGUGUUCAUAAGUUCAAUUCACUACAACAAAUUUUUCCAUAUCGUAAUCUUUACGUAGUCAUUAUUGAGACUAGAUUUUAAGGGUGUAUCCAUAAUCAUCCACGACACUUUAACUACUUCCCAAAGAAGAUUUCUCAUGUUGUUCAUUUCCUCUUUUUUUUCUCUUUUUUUUAUUUAUUUGAUUUUAAUCCAUUUUUAUCCCUUAUCCCCCCACUUUUAUUUUCAAUUUUUCUUUUGUUGAUGAUGUCCAUAUCCCUAAUUAAAUUUAGUCAUUUUUGUAUAGAGUUAUUUCAAUAAGAGUGUUAAUCAUGUUUUAAAACUUUCGAUUGUUGUUAUUUCAAGUAUCCCUUUUCAUAUUUUUCCAUGCGAUAGGUAAGAGCUUACUUUAAUAUUGAAUGCUGUAUAACCAUUAUAUUUACUGUAUCUCUCAUUACUUCAUUUACUAUUAGUUUGACUACAUAUUAUUAUUCUUGAGCAUUAUUUUUAAUUAGGAUAAAGGGAUCCUGAAAUGCAAUGUGCAUUAUGUCUCCAUGAUAGUGAUUUCUCAAUCAAUUUUGCUUUACCAGCCAAGAAUUUUUAUUUAGUAUUAUAGGGUACAAAUGUAUUGUGUUCUGCUAGUCGUCGCUACUAAAUUUAUCGGCACAAUUAUUUUAAUUUAAAAUUAAAGAAUGACUUUGGGAAAACAACAAAGAAUUCUUGGUUGGAAGUGAAUUAUUCAAGACAAAAUUUCUUUUAAUUUGUGCUCCAGUGAAAGAAAAAUAACUGUGAGUUUUCCUCAUAUAAGACAGACCGUGAGCAUCUGCUUCGGCUAACAAUUUUGAUUUUCAAUAUUUCUUUUGUUAUGAAAGUUUUCCUAAAAGUUUCUGUUACGUUUUAACUGUUAGUAUAUAAUUCAUUUUAAGCACAAUAUGAAAGAGACGCCUUGGUUAGUUUUCUUUUUUAAUUUUUUUUUUUUUUAAUAAAUAAUUAAUUUAAUCGAAUUUUAAUCCUAGCAGAGUAAAUUUAUGUUAAACAAGUGCAACGGCAUCAAAGUUAGUCGCAGAAGCGUUUUGAUUGAAACAGUAUGUUGCUGACUUAAGUUGUUUUUAAAAAAAUUUUAUGAAUGUAUUUUACUAACUUACCUGUACUGUCUCUUAAUGAAAUUCAGAAAAGUUAUUUUUAGCAUGUCUUAAUUUAUUUUUUUAUGUUACUUUUCUAUCUUAGCCUACUCUACUGUUGAUUUCAUUCGUGCCCAACAUGGUUGUUCUUAAUGUAGUUUCCUCCUCGAACGGACGCAGAAUUUUUUAAUUUUUCCUCCAAUUUUUUUAAAUGUUCAUUGGCGAGCAAAGUCGAAAUUUUUAAUUUUUUCCAAGUCACACGGCAGUUAUUUACAUAAAGAAUUAAAUUAAAACACUCAUCUCUCAGGUAUAUUUUUAACAAAUUUAUAGACUCAAUUUUCAAUUUUCAUGCUUUUCUUCAUUUAUUUCUUAUUUUUGGAGUAAAAUAACAAGUGGCCGUUGAAAAUCAGUUAGCUCCAGCCAUUUGAACCUAAGUACAUCUUGAACGUUGAAUCAUUUGAAUGACCUUGACUCCCUCCCUUACCACAGAUUUCAGCAGAAAAAAAAGAAAAAAAUAUUGCAUUUACAUAAAUUGUGGGUUUCCUCUCUUGACUAUUUUUCUUUUCUCGUUUCAGACCCUUCCUUAAUACUUGCAUUUGUUAAAUUCGAUUGAAUUAAAAAUUUAUUAUCAUGACACUUUGUUUGCUUAUGUUUUGUUCCCUUAAUAGGUUUUAACUUUUUUUUAAUGGUAGUAUUUUCUUUUCUGCGCAAAAAACAAAUGAAAAACUACACAGAUAGUGAGUUCAAUAACUGAUUAAUUUAGGGGUAAUUUUUAAGAUGAAGUAAGUAUCUUUGCUGUGUUUUUUUAAUUCUGGUCCAAAUAAUUAUACUAUGUACAUUAGUGGAUGAACUAAAAUUUUUAAUUUUGAUUUAGUGGGUAUUUUUUUAAAAGUGCUAAAACUCUGGAUCAUAAUAAAGAACUGUUUAACUCUUAUCUCAUAUGAAUAAUUAGGUUUUAAAAGUUUUAACUUAUGUUCGCAAACAAGAAAAAAGUAGGAGUAUCUGAACGUGCAGUAGCUAAUGAUAAUUGUAAAAAUGUUACGUUAUGAAUUAUAUUUCUUUUUUAAUUUUGUUAUUUAGGUGAUAGUUUUGUUUACAAUCCAUUUAACGUUUUCAUGAUUUGUUGUCUGUUUCUAAGCUAAACCUGUUUCGUACUCUAGUGCCGCUAUGCACAGUAGUCAUCGCCAAGGCGAAUGUGACACUGAUUAACUAGAAUAGAACGUUUAUGUUAUCUGUGAAACAAAUGCUCAAAUUACCUACGAGUAUCAUUGAACUAACCCUUAUUUAGACUUAACAACAAUCAAGUUUAGCCAAUCAAGAUUCUUUCUUGAUCUGAAACUCCAGUCCAGUGUCCUUGUCUCAUGUAUCUUCUCUUAUUUCUCAUUUUCUGGUUCUUCGUAUUGAAAUUUUACAAAGAAUCAAAACUCACUCCCGGGCUAUAGUUACUGUCUUGAGUUCCUCCAUGAAUUUAAAGCAAUCAUAACAUCUUUCACUUUCGAGUAGAAGUCUGUGCCCUGUGAAAGGAUGCGUUUAGGUGUAAAAUGUUUGUCGUCAAGCAGUUAAGGAACAGAUGAAGCAAAACUGUUAUCAGUGGAUCAACUGUGUAUUCUUAUUUCAUUACAUUUUUUUUGUUGCUGAAAUUCGGCUCUUCUUUGAUUCACACUGUGGUGAAGGGAUGGAGAAUUUAUACUCAGAAUCUUUGCAGCCGCUGUUCUCUUGCUGAAUCUCCGUAUUGCAGUUUUGACAGUGACUUGGCAACAGACAUCCCUUUUUUUCUUUCUCACAGAACUUAGCGGAAUACACAAGUUUCAUGAUGAUUCCUCGAUUAGCUCAUCUGUCAAUUUGUCUAUCUGCUGAAUGUAUGUCUUAUUUUUUGCAUUUAGUCAAUAUUCUUUUGAAUCUCUGCUCAGACUUUAAAUGGCUUACCUUUUUUCAAUCUUGUCAAGUAUUUUGUGGUGGAUUCCGUCCUUUGUCCUCAUUUUUCUCUGGAUUGUGGUUUGUUUUUACCAGCUAAUUUUUUGCUGUGGAUGUUUUGUUUUCUAUGUGACUUGAACAUACUGGGAACAUUUAUCCUAGUACUCAAUAGAACCAAUGUUUGUCUGUAUUAGCAUCAGUGCAUUUUUCAAAUGAUUGUGAUGAGUUUGUUGCAAUGAUCUUGUGUACAGUUUUAUUUGGGUGUUUUUUAAAUGUAGUUGAAAAUAUAACCCGUUGUAAAGUCUAGAAGACACAAUUCAAAAAGCAGCUUUAAAUGGUCUUUGCGGCUAAACUGAAUUUUAGAAUUGAAAUCAAUUAUUGUUCUGCAAUAGCAUUUUAAUGUUGCCUUGUGCAUUUUUAUUGUUAGUCCAUUAACUCUUUUUAUUUUUAUAACCCUCUAACUUUCUCUCUCUGACAAACAUUACUGCCCAGUUGAAUAAAUUUCUCAAGUUUAUUUAAGGAAGAAUCCUCCUUCGCAUUCUUUAUUAGAACCAGCACAACUUCAAGCUCAUGAGUACUGAUUUAAUGUGACACAUGUAUGUGGCGAACGUCCAGAAUGAAUCGCUAGGAGCAGUCUAACUCGUCUUGAACAUCUUGCAAUCUUUUCUCUCUAAACCGUAUUCCUUUGAUUUAAUUUAAGAUUUCUCUUAUUCUCGCGGUUUUUUUUAACCUCCCAAAAUUCUACAAUCGUGUAAAUAGCUCCUCUUGAAUUUUAAUGGAUCUCCCUAGGUUAUGUUCAGUCCUGGUGGCACUCCGUGAGGGUGAGAGCAUACUGUGAGUUGAAAAGAUGCUGCUGUUUGUUACGUAGAGUUCAAGAGUAACAUUUUUGGGAGUAGAUAGAAUAGUACUGUACAACAGCUGAUGAGUCUAGGGAGGAGUUAUCAGCCUAUCAUUUUCCAUCAUGAGAAAUCAGAAUUUUAACCUCAGUCAAAGGCUAGGAAUCCCAUCAUUGAAUUUUCAUAGAUUCAGACUAUUAACUUGUGCAUUUCUGGAAUUACUUAACUUUGGAAUAAAUAGGUAACCUGAAGAAAAUUUUCAUGAUCCUCAUACAGAGAUUCACAGAGUUUCUUUUCAAGCACUUGACCAUGCUGGAAAAUGGAAAUCUGAUUCUUAUAACUUGAGAUGUGUUGAGAAAUUUAAACACUAAGUGGUAGCUCAGUUUCCGUACUAAUUUGAAAAGUUGAUAAAAUUUAACACUACCAGGCCGUGCAUGAUUCCUUCUCUCUCUUUCACUUGUCCCUUUUUGAGAAUGAUAAGACGGAUACUUGAAAUUUGCCAAUUAUAAUACCAAAUAUUAAUUGUAAUUGUAUAAAUGUUUCUCCCCCUUUAGUGUUUAAAAUCCUCACGUAAUAUUAAUUUCUGUAUGUAUUAGGAAUAGUAGCAGAAAUUUCAGUGUAUUAAUCAAAAUUUUGCUUUCUGUUCUAUUGCCUCUCAUUAUUUGAGUGAAGGAAUCAUCAUUCGUCGGUGAUCUUCCAUCUCAAUACAUUUGUGCUCAAGAUCAAAAUGUUUGUCGAACACAUUAGCUUGAUGAUGUAGCCAAAACCCAACAGUAUCUCUUGAAGUAACUUAGCAGUGCUGGACAGUGAUAUUUUCUCACUGUCACAUAUUAACUAUCGCAUACAAGUUAGAAUGAUCUUUCGUGAUCGCAUACCUCUUGGUUAGAGCUUUUCGACAAGAUAUUGACUGAUGUUUAACUACUGUGAAUCUUCUCUAUUAACAGGUGAAGGCAUUAAUGAUGUUGGGAGGGAGAGUGAUUGAUGACUAGUUAAAUAGGAACCGUAGGAAUGAAUGUAUUAUGUUAAAGGAACAACUGUGCACCUUUUUCUCCUGCUUCGAGUUAUUUGUGGUUUGUACCUUGUUCAAAUAUUAUUGGUUGAGUGACAAGGCAUCUCAGAUGUUAGUCUAGCAACUCAUUUUGGAAGCACCUUCUCUGGACUUGCGAGAUCGCAUUGGCCUUCUUUUACCUUUUCUCUCCGUGAACGCAAAAUCAAAUCUGGGUAAUUUUUCUGCCAUAAGAGUAGCCCUCGAAAGCAGACAAUUGAUAUUUCUUGCAUGCGACUGCUCGGUCUGCUGUUGACCCCAUCUUGUGGGAUAAGAGUACCAGCAUUGGUUUGAUUCGAUUUAAACUGCUGUCUGAUUUACAGCUCGUUUUCUUACCAGAUACCCAACAAGUGUAAACUGUCAUUUAUCGUUUCUAUUUAUUGCAUAAGUAUUUCGGUAGAAAGCCGGGAUUGUAGUGCAUUUUAUUAAUUAUUAUUAUUUCUGGUCGUUGACUUCACCAAGAAAAUUGGUUCGCAGUUUUGUCCCUCCCCUUCUUCAAUUUAGUUUUAUUUGACAUUGACAGUGAAAGCUUAAGUUGCAUAAUAUAUGUUAGUUUAGUUUAUUCUUAAUGCUAGUUUAGGUUAAGUUUUUAGGCUGGUAGGUAAUUCAGGUUUAUGCUUUCUUAUUCUCAUUUCUUGCCCUCUUACCCAACUUUUCAUUCUCCCUCCUAAUUUAUAUUGAAUAUCUCGUGAGUUCGCAAUCAUGAUCCACCUCUGCAAGACCGCGCAAGGUGAAAUUAGCUUAUUUCGUCAAGUGUUGAGAUCUAGUCGUAGUCAUAUGCCCCUAAAUAUAAUGUAUCAAAUUCUAGUGCUUCAGAUUCUGAUUUGAUCGAGUUUCCUUUUUUAAUUCUCACAGAAUUCAGUAGAAUCUAUUUUGUGACGACAUCACCCAUAUUUCUUUCCUUAAUUUAUUAUUCACUUGACUCUGGUUACUUUAAACUAGUGACAACCUUUCAAGCCAAUGCUCUAUCUGGUCCUGGCUCUGCUCUCGCACUUAUUUUAUUUUCCUCUCUCUUUUCAAACCUCACUACAAAUCAAAAAUUUUGAUAAUCAAAAAAAUCGUCAUAUUGGCCACCUAAUUGAAACAGUUUAUGGCCAUUUUUUCUGAACAAUAAACUGAGAUUUUUUUUCUCUUUUUUUUCAUUUUAAUACAAUUAGUAGGCUCACAAAACAGCAGUCAAUGGAUUUCCCUGUGUAAUCCUCCCUUUGCUAAUACUUUCAGUUUAAGUGCUAAGAUAUGCUGUGGAGAAAAAUAGCGGACUAUAAACUAAAAAAAUCUCUGAAAAGCAAGAGCCCUCUAAUUUUAAUUUUUUAGUUUUAUUGUUUCUUAGGUAGUUACUUAUGCAAUAAAUACAUAAACGACUUUUUACAAUUGUUGGUAAGUGGCCAUCUUGAAACAAAAUUUGAAGUUUGUGCUGCCAUGCUGGUCUCUUUGUUUUACAGUGACAUGUUUCGAGGAAGUCAAAUAACAACCAGUGCUUGCCUGACUAAUUUGUCCUUGUUAAUUGGCUCUCCUCGCUAUUUCGUUUCAUCUUUUUGCUAUCACACGGAAUUUUGGCAAACUAGUCGCACCUCACCAUGCCUCAGGAGAGACGAACUUUCAUCCCUUGGGGUUAUUGUGCUGUAUCUAAACGUACAUGCAUGCUUAAGUAUUGUAGUCGAGCGAAAUGAUGGCUGAAGCAUAGUGGUAGCAAAUUCUGAUUAUUGCUUGAGAUCCGAAUUUAGCAAACAUCAUAGAGGUUAGAACAUUUCAGUUUCCUGAAAGUUUUGUUUGUCGUAAGGAAAUUUUAAAUAUACUCUUUUCUUCUUCGUAAAUUGAUAAGCAUUGACUUUUAAGGUGUAACUAACUUUAUACGCAUUUCAGGUCUCCAGUAGCAGCUUAUUCGCUGCUGUUACAACCGGUUAAAUUUUGUGUUUCCCUCGAAAGACUAGUUAGUAUUCAGAAUUAAUGAAGGUACCCGAUGGAAGUCUGAUAUGAGGAUGCCCUAACAUUCGGCAUUCUUUCUGUCAGUUCUCUCCACAAUUUUGUGAAAGUUGUUUACGAACUGUCAAAUUCAGUGAUCAAAUGACUCAGCAGCGUUUCUUUGUAGAUGUUUUCAGCGGAAGUUUCAGUUAGAGCACUUUGUGCAUUCCACACUUUGAAUUGUUACUUUGUUAAUUGUAUGUAAAUCUAGCUGUCAAGUCUUAUCAAAGUUCCUUUUAGUAGCCCCUGUUCUUAUUUAUUUUUGCUUUUAUUUUUUUCGUUCCCCUCUUCCUCCCAUACCUCAUUGACCUGAAAGUUUCUAACAAAUUGUUUCCACGUUUCUUAUUAUCUGAAAUGAUUACUUGAAUUUAUAAAUUAAUUCUCAUGAAUUAAUUGAAGGUCUUGUGAUGUAGAUUGACAACUCAUAAACGAAGUCUGAUAAAAUUACUUUUAUAAGGAAAAAGAUCUAGGUUUAGAAUUUUUUUUUCCUUCUCUCAUUUUUCGUCUUUGAAUUUCUUCUUCUAGUGUAAUUUGUCCUGUUUAUGAUAAUACAUACUUAAAUGUAAGAAAUUCCCAAAGAUUUAAUAAAUGGGUGUUAUUCCUAUGUUUUAUCUACCAGUGUGUGUUAGUUGAUACUGAUGAAUAAUUGUAUUAAAUUAUUGGUUAUUUAUUUCGUUAAAUAUAUGCAUAUAUAUAUUUAUUUUUUUCCUUAAAAUUUUUAUUUUUAUGCUGAACCCGAUACUUACUUUCAAAUCUGCUUCUCAAAAUCAAACUGAAGUAGCUAUGUUGUAAGUGACGAAUAUUACUAAUAAUCACUAAAGUGAAUUUACUCUUAAGUUUAGUGGUUAAUUGUUGUAAAUUUACAAAAGCUAAAAUCAACUGUUCAGUUUUCCUCUCUCCUUUUUUAAAUCAAGUGCAGUUCUCUAGAUUUCCUAUUUUCUAAUAUAUUUGUUUUUACAAGGGGGAAAAAUAAGCAUGUUACCACUCCGAUGUCCCGUGUUAUCGUUUUUAUAAUUUUGGUGCCUAAAAUUUUAAAAAUGUACUUGAUAAUUUCCAAUCAUGAUACUCAAACAAUGUAUGCAAAAAUAUUUGGGGUAAAUUUUUUUGUAGAGCGCAUGGUCAAUCACGUGCAGUUAGAAAACCUUUCCUCAAAUCCAACUGUUUCCUUUUUUCCAACAGGAGUCGUAACAGUGUUUCUUUUCUUUCUAUAGUUGCCUCAGUCUCUGCCCUGAUUAUUUCUUACACGGUAGCGUCUCAGCUCUCGCUUGAGCUUUCUCUGUGUUCACAUUUGAUUCAAGUGUUCUGUCAAAGAAUCUAGUGUAUCCAGACUUGAAACUCUCUCACUUUAUUCCUAAUCAGCCGACACAUUUCUCUGGGCUCAAGAGGGCUUCAAUUUAGUUGCACAUCAACGAAUGAGCUUUAAAAUACCUGAUAAUCAGUUUUUAUACAAAGGAAGGAACAAUUUCUAUAGCUUUAAAGAAAAACAAAAAAUUGUCCGUGCGCACUCUAUACUUCUCCAAUUCUGUAACCUAGCUGAAUACACACUAGUUCUUGCAGUUAUUCAACUGAUCUCGAAAAAUUCUUUCUUUCAGUUUGUCGAAAAUUGUGCGUUUUUGUAACUGGCACAAGCAAAGAACUGCUCUUGUACUUAUCAAAUCAAAGCUCAAUGCAUUGCUUUAGUGUAGUAAACAUUACCAUUUUCUUUAUGUCUCGUCAUAUCAGAUCACCCUUAUACCAAAAGAACGUAAGUAUCUUUCAGAUGAGUUCCAAUCUUUUUCCCUCGUAUCUUAAUAUUUUUUAUAUAUCCAUGCAAAGGAAACAGGAAUGAACAUUUGUGUGGAUUGGCACACAAAUGUGUGAUGUGUCUAUGUGCGCAUUUGUAUUUUAAAUUUCAUGUGUAUUAUAAUUAGCCCAUCCUCAGUAUUUUUGUGAUUUAUAAGUGCCACUUUUUUCAUUCUAUGAUUUAAAGGAAAAAAUUAUGUAUUAAUAUGUAUUAACAUUUUUUAUUUAGUUCUUAGCUCAUAAUUGAUAUAAAAGCAUAAAAUUUAACAAAAAAAUCAUUAAAUAAUCUAAAAAAAAAAAAAAAAAAAUUAAAAAAUUAAAAAAAAACAAAAAACAAAAAAAAUUAGCUAAUUUUUGUGUUUAAAGGACUUUCUUAUUUGUGAGGGGUUUUUAGCCCUGUCUUAUUAGGUUUAUGAUGGUUUAUAUCUAGGAUUAACUGUAGGAACUUUAUGUAUGUCUGUGUGUAUUAAUAAUUUCUUCUCUCUUUUUGAAUGCAAAUUUUAUUUUAAAUCACCUUUGCCUGUAAUUUUUGUAUCAAUAUUUUUGAACUAAUCCCUUGCCGUGGCAGUUGGCGAAGAAAGUAAAGUGUUGCUUUUUUAAGCUUGCUGUCAUGUAAGGCGUUACUUACAUCAGAGAAACCAAUUUGCUUGCCUCUCUUUCUGGAACACGGUUACCUUAAUUUAUUUCUUCCCUCUUUUUAAUGAACUUUAUUCUAAUUUUAAUUUAAUUUGCUUUUAAUGGUUCAUUCAUAACCUCUUGAAUUGCUAGUAAUUAGUCCUUAUCAAUUCUAGUCUUAAUAAUAAACAUUCCAACAUUUGUUUUCAUCUUACUCCCUUUUAAGUAUCUAAAUUGUUUUUCUGUUGAAAUGUUAUGAACAGGUACAAGCGCCAAUACUUCUAAACUACUUUUGAGAUUAAUAACAUAGAAUGAAAUACAGCUGAAGGGAAGGAAGUAAACGUGCAGUUUGAAUGUCCUUUCUCUCCCUCCGACCCCAUCAUCAUCCCUCCCUUCCCUUCUGCAAUCCCCAGUAUAGGAAAGCUUACAGUAGUUGAAGUAUUCGCAUAUUUGUUAAGAGAUGAUAAAAUUUCAAGUACAAAUUUCUGUUAGUUUGGUGCGUUCUAUAGUUCGUGUUAAUUCUGUUGAAUCUUAUAAUGUAUCCUGUGAGACAAAGAUAGAAGAACUCAAAUGACGUUUUCGUUGCUCAAAAAUAAUUGUUUUUCAUUCUCAUGAUGAAAGUAAGGGAAAGGUUUUAUUUUUGCUUCGAUAGAAAUUUGUCUUCUUUUUUGGUGAUAACAAGACUUGAGUGUCCUUUCUUUGACUAGUUAGUAAUCAUGCUCUGUUGCCAGAUAAGGGUUUUGAUAUGCUCCUCGCUGAUCCUUCUUCAAUUUUGAAAGAACCCAUGCUAAAGACCCUCAAUCAAUUAGAUGACACAUCGUGCUUACCGCUCGGUCUCUAUCAGUGAUGAGCAUCCGUCGCUUUACAGCCAUUGCUCUGGCAGCUUUGCAUUGCGUUUUUUCUACGCAUUAGGAAAACUUUGUCUUAGUACAAUUACUCAUGUAGAUCAUUUUGCAUUUGUUAAUUUUAUUUAUUUUAAGUUUAAAUUAGUCAUUAAUUUAUCUUCUUCUCGUUCACUACAUUCUCUCUUCUCACUCAACGUUAGAUUCAUUCAGCGCUGUGGCUUAUUUGUGUUCAAAAUCAUACCAAUGUUUGCCGUAUGCUCUAUUUCCCUCAAAUUAGAGUGUGUACACUCUCAAGUUUAUAUUAUCUGAACGGUUUUUUAGUCAUCUUUUCCCUCAGAACCGUAAGAAGCUUUUGCUUCAGUUUCUCUUCUAUAUUCUGUAACCCCUAAUUACCUUUUAAUUCGGUUGACAAUCUUAAAUUACUCUUCAUCACUUUUCCAAAGGUUCUACUUCCAAAUCUGGCAAAAUUUGUCCCUCUAACAAAGCGAGCUUUCCAUGCUUAAAGGUCGCUCGUCAGCCCUCAGAGAUUCAUCACAUUCUUCAACAUGUCUCCACCGCAGAGAGAACUUCAUCAUGAAGUUAUUAUAUUGAUCUAUCAUCAAAUUUCGCCCUCCAACUAAAGUUCUUUUCCUCCUCUUUUUCUUUUCCGCAAGAGAAUUUAUUCUUGAGCUAAACAUCUUGGAAUUUAAUUUUUGUGUCAUCGUUCUCUAAGUCAUGUAGUUCUGUCUUGCAAUGUGAAAGGGGAGCUUGUAUCUUUUUUUUCUUUUUUUUUUUUCGAUAUUUUGACUUGACAGUUUUCCCCUCACUGAAAAGUAUCUAAAGCAAGUGAACUUAAAACCAGUUCCUUUCGUACAAAUCGCUUUCAAAGCGACCAUCAACACCAUAUACCCAUAGGUAUUAUGUAGUUUGAUAAUUGGCUGUGUAUUAAGAAAUGUUUAUUUUAACUUACCAAGGUAAAUGUUAGAGUAGUUCGAUUCUCCAGUUGAUCAAAUUAAGUGUAACUUAGUCUAAUUUAUGUAUGUCAAUGAAUGGAAGAUUUCAAACUACAUCCUUUUUUCUCUCGAAAUCAAGUUGUAAAGCACCAAAGGUGCAGAGAUGGCACUAUAAGUCUAGAGACUCUCCUAAAACUUACAUCAUUCUGCUGUUCCUGUACAUUCCCAUGCUGGUUGUCGUUAUCUUUAUCCUCAUCUACGAAAAUUAUGAUUUACUUUCCAUAUACCUGCUGUGGCCUACGUCCGAAGGACUAAUUAAGACCAAGUUCCAACAAUUAUCACUCGGACAAUGGGAUAAUUUUUCCUAAAUCGUUUCACCCCCAUCUCUUUCAGAAGAAGUAAAAGGAAUUAGUAACCCUAAUCCUGAAAUUGUGUUGCUUCACUCUGAUUGGUCGAACAGUACUAAGUGAUACUGUUCAAGGACAUCCAAACAUAGUAUCGGAGGAAUGAGUUAUCCUCAAUCGAAAGACAUCUUUGUUUUGAGUACUGAAGACACAUUGUUGCCCAACACUGCUCUUACUUUAUUCAAUUUCACUCCAAGUUUUCUAUUUGACAUAGGUUUGUCUUUUUUCUGAAAUUAUAUAUUUCUACAGUUGGAUCAGUAGAUGAUUAUUGCCAGAAGCUUAUUUUGAAUACCAUGAAGUUGUCCACUCUUCAUCAUAAGACUUUUAACCCUACAGUCUAGUAAGGUACCAGGAGAACCAGUCUGAGCAGCUCUUUGAGUUUGCUCUGAUUUGAUGUUGGAAUUACUUUUGUGUCAAACAUUAGACUUUCUAGUUCAUUAGUUUGAGAUUUUUCAUUUGAAUUUGUGAGAGGUAGGUCUUCUUCAAUACUUGACCAGAACACUACAGUCCAGCUUAAUGCAUCACAACAUAAUGACUUAUUUUCCGAUUUGGUCUCUGCUACUUAAACCCGAUCAACUUCUACAUGACGGUAAUGCACUAAACUGUUCAAGGAGUCAGAAAUCAAUUCAGAUUAGAAAGGUAUCUUGUGACCUAGAAAAUCUGGAAAAUUCAAAAAUCUGGAAAUCGAGAGGAAACCUUGAGUGGAUAAGAAUGAAAUCUCAGUCAUUAUCCCUUCAAUUUCUUCUUUGCUAGGAAAUGGUGUGUCAGAAGCAAGACUUGGAAUUAGAAGCAAGACUUGGCACUUACAGCAGUUUUGGAGCUGGAGCAACAAAUCUACCCAAAUUUUCUGUGAAAAUGGUAUUGCCAUUUGUUACCGAUUUUGAGAGCUUUGUAUUGAGCUAUUUAGUCACGAGGUUUUCCUCAUUGCCUUAGUUUUUCGUGCCAAAAUAUUAAAUUUAACCCCAUUUCUUUAACCGUUUAUGUGGUAUUGUCUCUAAUUGGUCAUGCUUCUAUUGAAUAUCUUGUCAUUAAUUGCUUUCUUCUUUUUUUUUUUCAAACGGGUCAACCCACAGAUUUUGUUCAUUUGAUACUUUCUAUCUACUUCUCUACUAUCAAAGUUGCUGUCUAACAGAGCCCAUUGUUGUCAAGUUUGUUUCUAUCAGCUCAAUCAGAUUUUCCGGUGUAAACUGGAUGUAAAUUUAGUUUGUUGGCAGAUUUUCAAUGAUCAACCGCUGCUUUGCUCUCAAGUAAUGGUUAAUAUUUGCGAUGUGCAGUAUCAGAGCCGUGAAUUAAUUUAGGAUGAAGGGUAAUUUCUUGUUAAAAUUAGGUAUUUGGAGAACUUUUGAUCCUGUGUCAAGUAUUAGCUCAAUUUUAUGUGCAUAACUUUUCAGACUUGUCAAUUACCUUUUUUUGCAAUCACCUAUUUUCUGUAGAUGUAAAAUGAUUUUGACUUUUGAGUCCUUCCUUCAAAUCAUACAAUUGACAAAAACCUUUUUUAGAUCCUCAGUUUAUUUUCAAUUUUAAGAUUAUACUCAAGUUUUUGAGUUAAAUAUUAAAUUUUUCUUCAGGCAAAUGUGUCCUUACAAUCCUAGUGAUAUUUAUUUUUGGUUAUAAAUUUUCUCCUCUGCAUCCUUUAGUGCACCAUCUUUGUUUCCUUGCAUUGUUGACCAUUAAGUUCUGAGGAAAUACACUUUUCUGGUCUAUAAGACUAAUGGUAAAAAAGACUGACAGCUAUUUAAAAAUUGCUACAAAUCUUUUUUUUUUUUUUUUUUUUUUUUUUUUUUUUAACAUCCCAUUGAGGAACUAAGCAUGUUUUUAUACAUUCAGGUGAAGCUUUUCUCUAAGAGUGCACCAUCUUUUUCACAAUGUCCGUAGUCACUAUUACAAUAAAUGCUGACCAACGAAGAUUGUAUUUUUGUAGUUUUUGGUUCCAUAUCGGCAUCAAAGGUCCCUUUCAAGUAAGGCGAAUUAAGGUUUUGAUCAAAGGCUUGCCAGACCUUGCUGUAUUAGAGCUAUGCGGAAAUGAUCAAGUCCUAGCCAGUUGUGCAAGUAAAUUGGUUUCUCUAUUUUUGCUUUUUUUCAAUCUCUAUUUAUUUAAUGUUGAAUAAAUUUUUAAAGGUGUCGGGAUUCACUGAUGAAACAGCCAUAUCAUAAACAAUAAUAAUUGUUAUCAAUUUAUUCAUGUCUAGGUGAAAGUUUAUGUUCGCUUCAAUCUAUAUUGUCCCCUUCCUUCAUCUCUCUCUCUCUCCAUCAUAUAGCUCAUAAAAACUCUUAACUUGUAGGUAGUUGUGUGUAGAUUUAGGUUUAGGAUAAUAAUUAGGUAUUUUAAGCUAUGUAAUUGUUAAUUAACUAAAUAAUGGCUUUCUCAUAGUAACUUUUUUGGUAUAUUGUGCUUUUAUAUUGCCCUUGAAUGUUUGUUUUUUUAUUAUUUAAUAUAUUCAAUAUUAUUUAUUAUUAUUACAUUUUUAGUUUAAUUUUUUCACAUAUUACUUCCUGCAGUACCAUGGAUAAUUUACCAUUUAUUGGUUUUGUAAUUCGGAGGAGUUGGAUUCUUGCUGUGUUAAAAGCUACUUUUUUAGCCCCUCUGCCAGAAUUUGUUUUUGUAGUUCUUGAAUUUUGUGAAAUUUUCUUGUAAAGUGUGUAAGACGAUUUUCUGGAGAAAAGAUAUUCUUGUCAGCUGUCAUUAGCUCACUACAUGAAAAUUUGCGCUUGAUAUUACCAGCCAUGUGUUUUGAAUAGUGAUGUUUUUUUUAUUAUUUCAUUUGAAGCACUGCCAAGAUACUUAGAUUUGCAUCCCUUUCUCUUCACAUUGUUGAGUACUCACUAUCAUGAGUCGUCCACUUUCGUCCCAUGCCUGUCGGCCCUUGUGCCUGGUCCGCCAGAGACCCAUAAACAAAA
Bemisia tabaci is the source of this 19672-nucleotide messenger RNA. RefSeq names its product trinucleotide repeat containing adaptor protein gawky. Lineage: Eukaryota; Metazoa; Arthropoda; Insecta; Hemiptera; Aleyrodidae. Gene Ontology annotation, cellular component: P-body; nucleoplasm. Gene Ontology annotation, biological process: miRNA-mediated gene silencing by inhibition of translation; positive regulation of nuclear-transcribed mRNA poly(A) tail shortening. The record is from RefSeq and is a predicted model, not a curated record. Gene Ontology annotation, molecular function: protein binding; nucleic acid binding.